GGAGGCAUCUGUAGUUUGUACGGUUCGUGUCGGUACCGCACGUGGGCUUAUUGCAUCCUCCACCUCGCCGCGCGCACUUGUCCAUGUGAUGUUCCGGUUUUACGCAUAGUCGCUCAUUUGUGAGGUUUAAUUUAAAUAUCACUCCACAUAAAGGACAGUUACCGCGGACUUAAAGAGUUUUUGCUGUUGUUUUUACGCGCUGAACGUGAGUUGACGCUCCGCCGAUGAUGACCGAGAACAACGAGAUGGAGAGCGACCCGCAGCUGCAGCGCUCCCCGAGCAACGCGCCCAUCCAGCCCGUGCCAUCCAAGUUGCAGCGGCUGAAGCGCUCCCUUUCCUUUAAGACCAUGAUGCGCAGUAAGAGCGUGGACAACUUCUUCCAGAGGUCCAACAGUGAAGCGCGUCUGCCUCCGGACUUCAUAACAGACCCUCCUCCGCCCUCGCCCCCGCUCGUGCCCUGUUCGCCCCCUAUGGGUGACACCCGCUCCCCCUCGGUGUCGCCCUCGCUCAGCCCGAACCCCUCCGUCUCAUCUCACUCGCCCUGCCUCAGCCUCUCUCCCUCGCUGCCCGCCAAACCGCUACGACCCCAGAUCAACCACUGCUUUCAGGACCAUGUGUUCCGUAAGCCCACCAACUGUCAGCACUGCAAGAACAUGAUCGUGGGAAACUCCAAACAGGCUCUACGCUGUAAAACCUGCAAGAUGGCGGCUCAUCUGUGGUGCACCUCUGAUCUCUCGCAGCAGCCCUGCUACGGGAAGUCAGGCGCAUUCAAGCGAAACUUCAGCUCCCCGAUGAUCAUCAACGACCAACUGGCCGUGGUCAAAGAGGUGCAGGCGAGCCAAGAAAUGGCUUCAUCUCGUCUGACAACUGCCAAGAAUGAAGCGGAGAAAGAAAAAGAGGAGGAGCAGCCAGAAGCACAGCCGCUUCCUCAAAAAAGCCAUCGGUCCCGCGUGGAUCCAAUCUACGCCGCUCUGCGCUACGGCACGUCUCUGGCCCAGAUGAGCCGGUCCAGCUUUGGAAGUUUGUCUGAGUCGCCCACACGCAGCCUGGGCGAGGGAGGAGACGACGCUCAGAGACAGUACAGCCUGGACGAGGACACGCCCACAGAAGCAGCAGAAAUUCCAGUGCCUGACAUAGACAUCGAGAAAGAGAAAGAAAAAGAGAAAGACGAGGAGCCGAGCGAUCAGACCCCCGCCGAGGAGAGCAGUGUCAAGGUCCCCAAACGCAUCGACGUUCAGUCCAUCCACACGUACGUCGCACUCUACAAGUUUCUGCCUCAGGAACAAAACGACCUGGAACUACAUCCUGGAGACCGAGUGCAGGUGACAGAUGACUCAAACGAAGAAUGGUGGAAGGGUAAAACUGGAGACCGCGUCGGCUUCUUUCCCGCUAACUUCGUCCAGCGUGUGCGUCCAGGAGAGCGAGUGUGGAGGGUGAUCCAGAGCUCGCAGGGAAGCCGUGAGAGAGGACACAUGGCUGUACGCGAAUCCCAGAUCUGUGUGGGGAAAAGAGAAGACGGUGAAGUGUUUCUGAAGCUGAGCAGUGGGAAAAAGCGAGGUCUGGUGGCGGCCGACUCCAUAGAGGAAAUCUGAAACUCCACACUGGACCCGAGAGACUGAUUUAAACAACUUCAGACUCCCAAAGACACCUGCACCCUACCUGCGCCGCCGCUCGGGCUCAGCUGGGGCGGCCAUUUUAAUUGGAACUGAGUUGGUACACUGUAAAACGCACAUAGAAAAGUUGUUGCUCUACACAAAAUAAGUUACGACCAUAGACUGUGUAAAGAAGUGGACUGAGUGAGUGUGACGUCACCCACCGUGUUUGGCUCCAGUCAAAUGAAGCUCAUCGAGGCUAGCAUAUCUUGAAUCACUGACAAACUAGUGAAAUAAAAACCCCAGGAUCAUGUAGAGCGGGUUAAUACGAACAUUUAAGACCAAAAUGACAAGUCUGACAGAAGCAGUAACAGAGA
Messenger RNA from Periophthalmus magnuspinnatus, 1969 nucleotides. Its product is annotated as SH3 and cysteine-rich domain-containing protein 2-like. Bases 225 to 1592 code for a protein of 455 amino acids. Gene Ontology annotation, biological process: skeletal muscle contraction; positive regulation of protein localization to plasma membrane; positive regulation of voltage-gated calcium channel activity. The record is from RefSeq and is a predicted model, not a curated record. NCBI's taxonomy places the organism in Eukaryota, Metazoa, Chordata, Actinopteri, Gobiiformes, Gobiidae. Gene Ontology annotation, molecular function: protein binding. Gene Ontology annotation, cellular component: extrinsic component of cytoplasmic side of plasma membrane. The transcript is spliced from 12 exons.